This is a messenger RNA of Labrus bergylta (ballan wrasse), 5141 nucleotides long. RefSeq names its product protein tyrosine phosphatase receptor type Z1a (gene ptprz1a). The record is from RefSeq and is a predicted model, not a curated record. NCBI's taxonomy places the organism in Eukaryota, Metazoa, Chordata, Actinopteri, Labriformes, Labridae. Gene Ontology annotation, biological process: peptidyl-tyrosine dephosphorylation. Gene Ontology annotation, molecular function: protein binding; protein tyrosine phosphatase activity.
AGGAGAGCGGACGGAGCGGAGUGACGCACCGGGGACUCGGACUUGUAUUUUGCUUUCACCACAACAAGAGACAACCGAGCGGCAGGCAGGCAGGCAGCGGAGCAGCAUGGAGCUGUGAGGGCUGCGGGCCGACCGGGACCUGCUCCCCAAACUUCUCUGUUUGAUUUGUUUUAUUUUCCGCAUCUGAUAUCGUUCUCUUUCCCCCCCAACAUGGAGACUACAGGCUGCUGGCUGCUUCUGGUUGCGCACUUCAUCCUCCUCUGCCAACAAGCCGAUGGAUACGCAUACAGGAAUCAACGCAAGAUCUCAGAAGACAUCGACUGGUCGUACGCAGGAACAUUAAAUCAAGACAACUGGGCCAAGAAGUUUUCAUCCUGCAGCAACGCCAAGCAGUCUCCCAUCAACAUCGAGGAGAACCUGGCUCAGGUGAAGCUGCAGUACCAGAAACUGAAGUUUGACGGCUGGGAGAGCCUGACAGGCGUCGGGGCGACCAUCAAGAAUGACGGCAAGACUGUGGCGGUUAAUGUGGAUGGUGAGUUCUAUGUCAGUGGAGGGGGUCUGAGGUCAGAAUUCAAGGUCGGACGCAUUACCUUCCACUGGGGGCGCUGCAACGCCUCUUCAGAGGGCUCCGAACACAGUCUGGAUGGAGUCAAAUACCCGCUAGAGAUGCAGAUCUACUGUUAUGAGGCACAUCGCUUUGACUCUUUAAAUGAAACCAUCCAGGCUGGAGGCAGGAUCACCGCACUUGCCGUGCUGUUUGAGAUAAGCUCUGAAGACAACAUGAACUACGCCGCCAUCAUAGAUGUUAUCAACCACGUGAGCCAAUGCGGAAAGAGUAAAGAAGUUUUACCCUUCACGCCAAGAGGCCUGCUGCCAAACUCCACAGAGAAAUAUUUCAUCUACAACGGCUCUCUGACCACACCGCCCUGCAGCGAGACCGUGGAGUGGAUCGUCUUCAAGAACACUGUGACCAUCUCUGACAAACAGCUCAAGAUGUUCUGCGAGGUGAUGACGAUGGAGCAGGCCGGAUACGCGAUGCUGAUGGACUACCUGCAGAACAACUACAGGGAGCAGCAGCCGCAGUUCAUGGGUCAGGUGUUCUCCUCGUACACUGGCACAGAGGAAGUCCUUACACCAGUGUGUAGUUCAGAGCCGGAGAACAUCCAGGCGGUGCCUCACAACGUCAGCAGCCUGCUGGUGACGUGGGAGCGGCCCCGGGCGGUGUACGACGCCAGCAUCGAGAAAUACUCUGUGAGCUACGGACUCGCCGACGCAGAAAACAGCGACCCCUCCAUAUACCUGACCGACGGAGACCAGGAUGUGGGGGCGAUACUCGAUGACCUCAUAGCUAACAGCAGCUACGUGGUCCAGGUGGUGGCGGUCUGCAACAACGGGCUGUACGGACGUGUGAGUGACCUGCUGACGGUCCUCAUGCCCGACCCCGACAAAUUUCAAGAUCCAGAUUCAGAUGAAUUUAACAUUGAGGACAACUACGAACCCAAUGUGUCCUGGAAUGAACCGGUCCAAACUGACGACUACGAUCUGGUUUUGAUUCCCACAAACCCAACCAGGACUACGACUCCUCGACCGGCCUUUUUACCUCCACCUGGUGUCAAAACAACAACAGCAGAGCCCGGUCAGAGAAAAACCAGUACUGACGCACCUCCCUCUGCCCGAUCCACCCAGUACGGUCAAGUUUUAAGCAACUCUGAAAAGACAACCAGGCGCAGUACCUCCACUUCACCACCAGAGGUCACUGUUUCACAUAGAAACAAAGGGAGCGUCUUCAGUGGCAUUGCUCCCUUUUAUUCUACAACUACACCUGGUGCAACAACUACCGAUGGUGGUCCUAAAAAGCCCAAAGUUGGAGUCAGUACGACUUCUGUUACGUUGACAAGCACAAAGACAAAAGGUGGUAAAAGUAUUUCUUCGUACAGCACCACCACGACAACGCUAAGAUCUCGUACCAGCGACACUAGCAGAACAACAACACCGCCCUUCAUCCAACCAAACACCAAUCGAGGCCUUGUAAACACGGAUUCAAGAACUCCUGUUUCACCUGGUUCGACCCCUGUGCCUUCCUCCUCGGGUGGAGCCGCUCGACGUAGGACAACAACUCCCAGCAUGCCUCGUUUUACGUCUUCAACCACUUCUGUGAGGUUGGGUGGUGUUCUCUUGAAGACCACGCAGCCAAUGUCCAACGACGCCAGCAACAGCAGCCACGAGUCCAGAGUCGGGUCGAUCAGGGAGCGAGAGAGGAAGGCUGUGGUUCCUCUGGCCGUCAUCUCAACCCUCACCGUCCUCGGCCUCGUCGUCCUCAUCGGCAUCCUCAUCUACUGGAGGGCGUGUUUUCAGACGGCUCACUUCUACAUCGAGGACAGCUCUUCGCCCAGAGUCAUUCAGGCUCUGUCCAACGCGGCAUUAAACGACGACGAAGAAACCGCGUUCCCAGCGAAGGACUUUGUCAAACACGUAGCCGAGCUUCACGACACCGGCGGCUUUCAGCGGGAGUUUGAGAUCCUGAAGGAGAGUUACGAGGAGGUUCAGGCUUGCACCGUGGACAUGGGCAUGACGACCGACAGCUCCAACCAUCCUGACAACAAAACCAAAAACAGAUACAGCAACAUCCUGGCCUAUGACCACAGCCGGGUGCGACUCUCGCUGCAGACCGACAAAGACGGGAAGACCAGGGACUACAUCAACGCAAACUAUGUGGACGGUUUUAAGAAGCCACGGGCGUACAUCGCUGCUCAGGGUCCUCUGAGGUCAAGCACAGCGGACUUCUGGAGGAUGGUUUGGGAGCAGAAUGUGUGCGUCAUCGUCAUGAUCACAAACUUGGUGGAGAAAGGAAGAAGGAAGUGUGAUCAGUACUGGCCGGCCGAGGUGCAGGAGGAGUACGGCGGCUUCCUGGUGACGGUGAAGAGCAGCCAAACGCUCGCCUACUACACCCAGAGGACCUUCACCAUCAGGAACACACACAGCAGAAAGAGCUCCCAGAAGGGGCGGAGCAACGAGAGGACGGUGAUGCAUUUCCAUUACACCCAGUGGCCCGACAUGGGCGUCCCAGAGUUCGCUCUGCCACUGCUCAGCUUCGUCCGCAAGUCGUCCAAAGCCAGGAAAGACGAGACGGGGGCGGUGGUGGUUCACUGCAGCGCUGGUGUGGGCCGGACGGGCACAUACAUCGUCCUGGACAGCAUGCUGAAGCAGAUCAGAGACGAAGGGAACGUCAACAUCACAGGCUUCCUCAAACACAUCCGCACACAGAGGAACUACCUGGUUCAGACAGAGGAACAGUAUGUUUUUAUCCACGAUGCUCUGGUAGAAGCCAUCUUGUCCGGGGACACAGAGGUGAUGGGGGCUCACCUGCACAGGUACGUGGACGAGCUGCUGAUCCCGGGGCCUGCAGGGAGGACACGUCUGGAGAAACAGUUCAAGCUGGUAUGUCACCCUGGAUUGAAGCCGAGCGAUUUCUCUGCAGCUCUGCAUGAAUGCAACCGCAGCAGGAACAGAAACUGCUCCGUGAUACCUGUCGAGAGGUCGAGAGUCAGAUUGUCUACAACAGCAGGAGAAACAUCAGACUACAUAAACGCAUCGUACAUCACAGGUUACAGGCAGAGCAGUGAGUUCAUCAUUACCCAGAACCCUUUGCCAGGCACCGUUAAGGACUUCUGGAGGAUGAUUUGGGACCACAACGCCCAGGUCAUCGUGUCGCUGCCGGGCGGGACAGAGGAAGAGGAGGAGGAGAAUGAGGGGGGGCAAUGUGCCAUUUGGCCUCGUAAAGGUCAGCCAAUCAGCUAUGAGAUGUUCACUGUCACUCACAGAAGUGAGACUAACAUCUGUCUGGCCAACGAGGACAAUGUGGCGGUCCAGGAAUACGUCCUGGAGGCUACACAGGACGACUUCGUUCUGGAAGUGAAACACUAUCGCACCCCCCACUGGCCAAACCCAGACAGCCCCAUCAGCAACACCUUUGAGCUCCUCAACCUGGUGAAAGAGGAGAGCGCCACCAAGGACGGACCGACAGUGGUCCACGAUGACGUGGGCGGCGUUACGGCGGGAACAUUUUGUGCUUUGUCGACUCUGACGCGCCAGCUUAAAGUGGAGGGUUUGGUCAACGUCUUCCAAGUUGCAAAGCUCACCAAUCUCAUGAGGCCGGGAAUCUUCAGCGACAUAGAGCAGUACCAGUUCCUGUACAAAGCCAUGCUGAGUCUCAUUGGGACGCAGGAAGAUGAGAAAACCCUCCAGUCGUCCGACAACAACGGUACCAUCGUGGUGGGGACGGCCAGCAGCGCUGCAGAGAGCCUUGAAUCCCUGGUGUAACCGCCUCACAAAGAACUCUCGUUUCACUUUUACACAUGAGCAACAGCCUUUAGUCUCUCCUCUUCAGCCACCAACAGAACUUCUCUCACUCCUAAAAAAUGAUCGUCCUCGCUCAGGAUGCCAUGUCGCAGUUUGAGGCUGGCGUUUACUGAACUAGCUUCUCCGUCUUCUUCCUCUUCUCACGAUCUGGACUCCCUGCGGUUUUUGUAACGUGUGCCUUUUUGUAUUUUUCAUCCUGUACUUUUUAACUUUGAUACAAGCUGUAGACUAACAGUCUGAUGUUUUUAACUCUGUACCGCCUGCAGACGCUUCACUCGACUAACACUUUUUCCUCGACCUUUUGUAUUUAUUGGCACCGAGCCAAACGGGGAAACAAAAAAGGGAAAAACUGCCUCUUUUUACAACGAGAGAUAUUUUGUUAGCUUGUCUUUUAUAGAACUCCUGCACUGAAAUCCUUUCUGUAAAUACCAUCGCAACAGUAGCAGCAGUGUGCUGUUGAAGGGACAUUUUAAAAAGGGCCUGGAAUAAUACAAAAUAAUAAUAAUCUAAUGUAAAUAAUAUUAUAGUAAUCAACUUGAUGGACCAAAUUUCUAUUUAUACGUUUAGAUUUUUUAUAUUUGACCAUUCUUAGUGCAUUCAGAUGAUAUGCUUUACUUCUAAUCAUGUAGUAGGAGAACAUUAAUGCUUUUAUAUUCUGGAUUUUUUUGUAACAGACUAAAUGUGAUGCAUGGGGUACUGACAUGUUUGUUUUUGUAGCUGGACAUGAAACACUGCCGGAUUCUUAGCUAGGGGAAUAAAUAAGUGGAAGACCAUAAAACACA